AUGAGACAGGACUUGCAGCACUGGGACAGUGCACUUCAGCUGGCUAAGCGCUUGGCCCCAGACCAGAUCCCUUUCAUAUCAAAGGAAUAUGCCAUGCAGCUUGAAUUCAUGGGUGAUUAUGUUAAUGCUCUGGCACAUUAUGAGAAGGGAAUCACUGGAAACAAUAAGGAGCACGAUGAGGCUUGCCUUGCUGGAGUGGCUCAGAUGUCCCUUCGCAUGGGAGAUAUCCGUCGAGGGGUUAACCAGGCCAUCAAACAUCCCAGCAGGGGCUUGAAGAGAGACUGUGGAGCUAUUCUGGAGAACAUGAAGCAAUUUUCAGAAGCUGCUCAGCUGUAUGAGAAGGGACAGUAUUAUGACAAGGCAGCAUCAGUUUACAUCCGCUGUAAGAACUGGGCAAAGGUUGGUGAACUGCUUCCUCAUGUUUCUUCUCCAAAGAUUCAUCUGCAGUAUGCAAAGGCCAAAGAAGUUGAUGGCAGGUACAAGGAAGCUGUGAUAGCCUAUGAACAUGCAAAACAGUGGGACAGUGUAAUUCGACUGUACUUGGAUCACCUGAACAACCCUGAAAAGGCUGUUACUAUUGUGAGGGAAACACAGUCCCUUGAAGGAGCAAAGAUGGUAGCCAGAUUCUUUCUGCAGCUUGGUGACUAUGGUUCUGCCAUCCAGUUCCUGGUCAUGUCCAAGUGUAACAAUGAAGCUUUCACAUUAGCUCAACAACACAACAAGAUGGAGAUUUAUGCUGAUAUCAUCAGUUCUGAAAGUACUUCCAAUGAAGAUUACCAGAGCAUUGCACUCUAUUUUGAAGGAGAAAAGAAACAUUUUCAGGCUGGGAAAUUUUUCCUGCUGUGUGGCCAAUAUGGACGGGCAUUAAAGCACUUUAUGAAAAGUCCAAGCACAGAAGAUAACUUGGCUAUAGAAAUGGCAAUUGAAACAGUGGGACGAGCUAAAGAUGAAGCCCUAACAAAUCAGCUGAUAGAGUAUCUUAUAGGAGAGAAUAAUGGCAUGCCCCAGGAUGCCAAGUACCUGUUCCGCUUGUACAUGGCACUGAAGAAAUAUGAAGAUGCUGCCAGGACUGCUAUAAUCAUUGCCAGGGAGGAGCAGUGCUCAGGAAACUACCGAAAUGCACAUGAUGUCCUUCUCAGUAUGUAUUUAGAGUUAAAGACCCAGAAGAUUAAAAUUUCUUCUGAGAUGGCUACAAACCUGAUGAUUCUACACAGCUAUAUUUUAGUGAAGAUCCAUGUGAGACGUGGGGAUCACAUCAAAGGAGCACGGAUGCUUAUCCGUGUGGCCAACAACAUCAGCAAGUUCCCAUCACACAUUGUGCCCAUUUUGACUUCAACUGUCAUCGAGUGUCACAGGGCAGGACUGAAGAACUCAGCCUUCAGUUUUGCUGCUAUGUUGAUGAGACCUGAGUACCGGAAUAAAAUAGAUCCCAAAUACAAGAAGAAGAUCGAAGCAAUGGUCAGACGUCGAGAGACUGCUGAGACAGAAGAGCCAACAGCAGCUUGUCCCUACUGUGUGUUCCAACUCCCAGAGUAUGAGCUUCUGUGUCCCAGCUGUAAAAACAACCUCCCCUACUGCAUUGCAACGGGUCGGCACAUGGUACGCGAUGACUGGACCGUUUGCCCACACUGCAACUUUCCUGCCCUCUACUCAGAAUUCAAGAACAUGUUACAGACUGAAAAUGUGUGUCCCAUGUGUUCAGAAAGGAUUAACAUCAUUGAUCUUCAGAAAAUAAAUGACUGCACAGAGUACCUCAAACCGCAAGAUGAGGACAAAUAA
This is a messenger RNA of Acanthisitta chloris (rifleman), 1779 nucleotides long. RefSeq names its product WD repeat-containing protein 19-like. The annotation marks the transcript as partial. Gene Ontology annotation, cellular component: cilium; intraciliary transport particle A. The record is from RefSeq and is a predicted model, not a curated record. Gene Ontology annotation, molecular function: protein binding. The transcript is spliced from 17 exons. Lineage: Eukaryota; Metazoa; Chordata; Aves; Passeriformes; Acanthisittidae. Gene Ontology annotation, biological process: cilium assembly; intraciliary retrograde transport.